UGCAGGCUCGGUGUCGGUGGUGGACGCUCGGGCACAACGGAACCCAACUCUCAGUGUCGCUCAAAUCGCGGCGCGCGUUGGUCGUGCGUCGAGCGCGCGUGAAGUGAUGUCCGAGAGAUGAGGCUGUCGCUGGUGCUACUGUGGUUGGGUGCGGCGGUCGCUUGCGGCCCGGGCCGCGGCUUCACCCGCCGCCACGGACCGCGCCGCCUCACACCUCUUGUUUUCAACCAGCAUGACCCUAACAUUAGUGAAAACUCAAAGUCAGCCAGUGGCCCUCCAGAGGGUCGCAUCACGAGGGAUGAUGAAAAGUUUAGAGACUUAGUGCCUAAUUAUAAUCCGGACAUCGAUUUUAAGGAUGAUGAAGGCACCGGCGCUGAUCGCCUCAUGACACAGCGAUGCAAAGAAAAACUGAACACAUUAGCUAUCAGUGUGAUGAACCAGUGGCCUGGAGUUCGUUUGCGCGUAAUCGAGGGCUGGGAUGAGGAGAGAUCUCACUUGGACAACUCGUUACACUACGAGGGUAGGGCUGUGGACCUCACCACGAGUGACCGCGACCAUAGCAAGAACGGAAUGCUGGCACGUCUCGCCGUCGAAGCCGGCUUCGACUGGGUCUUUUAUGAGAGCCGAUCUUACAUUCACUGUUCAGUGAAGACAGAAUCAUCGGUGGGUACAGGUGCUGGAUGCUUUCCUUCUGGAUCUAUAGUGCAUACGCAAAAUGGUCCACGAGACAUCGCUAGUCUUAAAAAAGGAGAUAAAGUACUGGCUGCCGACGAUGAUGGAAAAAUGGUGUAUUCAGAGGUAUUGACAUUCAUCGAUCGAGAUCCGAAUGCAACGCGACAUUUCAUCGAAGUUACAGCUGAAAAUGGUGUGGCUAUCACGACAACGCCCUCUCACCUUCUGCUUUUAGCAUCUGCUGAUGGUUGGCGAGAGUUAUUCGCUGCAAACGUACAAGAAGGCGAUGUUCUUCUUACUAGAGGAUAUGGCAGCGUAAUGCGACCAUCAAAAGUCGUUAAAAGUCGUGUCGUAUCAAAACGAGGAGUCUAUGCACCUUUAACUAGAACGGGGACGAUAAUAGUCGAUGAUGCUUUAGCGUCCUGUUACGCCCUCGUAAGUAGUCAUUCCUUGGCGCACGCCGCAAUGGCACCUUUAAGGUGGCUGUCAAGCUGGAGCAGUUCCAAUGAAAAAUCUCGAGGCGUUCACUGGUACGCGAACGCACUUUACAAUUUCGGAGACUACAUACUGCCUUCUUCAUAUAAAUAUCGCUGA
Molecule: messenger RNA, 1266 nt
Organism: Melitaea cinxia (Glanville fritillary)
Lineage: Eukaryota; Metazoa; Arthropoda; Insecta; Lepidoptera; Nymphalidae
Gene: hh
Product: tiggy-winkle hedgehog protein
Exons: 4
Coding region: 118-1266 (382 amino acids)
Biological process (GO): intein-mediated protein splicing; protein autoprocessing; smoothened signaling pathway
Molecular function (GO): calcium ion binding; patched binding
Source: RefSeq, a predicted model, not a curated record